This is a messenger RNA of Misgurnus anguillicaudatus (oriental weatherfish), 4150 nucleotides long. The record is from RefSeq and is a predicted model, not a curated record. Lineage: Eukaryota; Metazoa; Chordata; Actinopteri; Cypriniformes; Cobitidae.
AAAAUGCUCGUAACUUGCUGAAUUCUUGACGGAUUUACAAACGGGUUGGUGUAUUACAAAGUUUGUACAGAACAAAUACAAAGCUUCAAUGAAAAUCGGUUCGUUUUUUUGACAUACGCUUCGGAGCUUCGGUGUCACUGAACUUCUGAUUACGCUUGUGGAAAAUGCCUGAUUUUUGUGCUGCCUACGGCUGCACCAACGAACGGAGCCUCCAAACCAGAACGCGUGGGAUCACCUUUCACAAGUUUCCCAAAUGUAGCGAGCGCCGGAGACAGUGGGAGCGUGCCCUGAGAAGGGAAGGUUUUGUGGCUAAUGACAGAACACUGCUCUGCAGUGAACACUUCAGAAAUGAAGAUUUCGACAGGACAGGGCAGACUGUCAGAUUGAAAGCUGGAGCUGUUCCAUCUGUCUUCAACUUCUCUGCUCAUCUUCAGAGGCCGGUAGCACCAACAAGCACAAACGCUUCAAGAAAAGCAGGAGAAAACCAGCCCAUGUACCCCGAGCAGGAUCAAUCUCCACCUGAUGUUCCACAGACAUCCACUAGAGAGAGGCAAAGGAGUCGGAAGAGGAAGGCCCCUGACCACCAAUAUGCAAUGCCUUCCUCUCCAAAGGCUCUUAAGGCCAAACUUGAUGCAGCCAUGGCCACAGUGCGUAAAAUGUGGCGGGAAAAGAGCAAUGCCUUGGCAAGGGUAAGGAGGGCCAAGAAGAACAUGAAGGCUCUUCUGGAGGAGCUGAAAGCUAAGAACCUCAUCAAUGAAGAGCUGAAUGACAAGCUGGAAUGCUACUCAGAUCUUCCGGUUCACCUCCUGUCAAGACAGGGUGCAGAGUACACCCAGGCCCAGAGAGACUUUGCGCUCACUCUCCACCUGCAUGGUCCUAAGGCGUAUCACUACCUGAGAGACGACCUGAAAAUUCACCUUCCACAUCCCAGUUCCUUGAAAAGGUAUUCUUCGUCUCUAAUUUCAACUACAGUAACAACUUCAGCUACGAAAAGCAAUGUGACAGCACAGGAUGACACAGAGUCCCUACCAGCUGAUCAGUCUGCUGUUUAGUCCUACCGCAUAGACACAUCUACCAACCUGUCGGCUGUAGAAAUGUCCUCUGCAGAAGGAGAAGAUCUCCCUUCCCCGUUUGCAGACAUUCCUGCCCUUGUACAAGACCACAGCUAUCUUCCCAAGAAGUUUGAUGGUCUUGUGGAAAAUGUGCUUGUGUACAUUUCAGGAUUUGUGGUGCGACGCACACUAAAAAAGCUUUCCUGUGAUGUCGGCCGGGCAAGCCUGUUGAUGGAUGCUGAAUCUGCCAGUAAGGACCAGAGCUACCAUCUGCUGACGCUGAAAAACAAUGGAGGGCUUGUCAUCCCAUCAGCAGGCACCGUGAAGGUCGUCAGGGCAGCAGAGUGGGUUGUUCGGCAGGCAGUAGCAGAUUCCAGGAGAUCGCAACCCAUCAAACUGUUGGAGGUCCUCUACAUGGUGAGGAAGAGGAUAGGUGGAGAGGAUGUGUUUUUGCUCGGGGAGCACAUCACUGACACGCGAUAUGGCAUUGACAGUCACCACCAUACACUCUUGACUCUGGUUGUGUCCCUCUUCUUCAAGCUAAGGCUGCACCACAUUGCGAAAAUGUCAACGCUUAGCUUGCAGAAAGACAGUGUGAGACAGACGCUCACAAAAACUGUCCUUUUCAAAGGGCAGUAGCGUAAACUAUUUGUGCACUUAAAGGAUGGGUUUUCAACUGGUGGUCUGUUUAGUUUGCUACUCUUCUUUGAUGUUUGCAUGUGAAUGAGUGGUGUAUGAGUGUGUGCGUGAAUGGGUGAAUGUGGGGCUUUGUAAAGCGCUUUGGGCACCAAGACGGUGUAGAAAAGCGCUAUGUAAGUUCAGACCAUUUAAGAGAGAGGAGGAGAGGGAGGGAGCUGUAUUGAUUAUAUUGUAUUGAUGGAAAGAGUUUUGUGUCCAAUUGUGUCUUAAUGUUUUUUUUUUUUGUAUAUUUUGUAUAUUUUUUUGUAAGUUUUUUCUAAUUGUGUGCCUUUGGACCUAAGUAAAAAAAAAAAGACCCAUCUCUUUUCUCUUUAUUUUACAGAAUGGCAACUUGAGACAGAUUUAUAUUAUACAUACAUUUACACAUGUAUUUAAUAAUGUUAAUAUUAGUAAUAAACUAAAUUGCACUAUUUCAUGUUUCAUGUACCUUAUAAAUAUUGACAUCAUUACUGUGUGUGUGUUUAUGGGUAUACCUAGUACUUUACCGGUCUAGUCUGCUUAAUAUACUAUUUUCUUAAUAAACUCCGUGGCUAUAAUUUUUCACAAGUAUGCAGUUAAAUAGCCGCAUCCCUGACGUUUAUGACACACCAAGCCGUUUGAAAAUCGGUGGAAAAUUGAGCAAAAUAAAGUUAUUUCAGCACUACAUGCACAAUAGACUUUAAUGUUAUAACUGGACGAGCGGUCCUGUCCUAAGAUGGCCGCCGUGUGACGUCGUCGGGUCCCAUUGGCUCUCAGCGGAAGUGACGAAACAACAAGAACACAACAACCGAUUGCUCUUCUCGUUUUGUUUAUUAUCCGAGGGUCCGACUGUAACGAUAUGGCCACCUGGAAUGAACAACGCGAAGACCAGCUGAUCGCUUUGAUUCAGGAACGGCCAGCUCUGUACAACGUCACAGAAAAAUGUUACGCCAGCCGAGGACAUAGAGCAGAACUCUGGCGCGAGGUCGAGCAGACGCUUGGCAUAUCAGAAAAGGAACUAAGGAAGAGGUGGGAUUCCCUGCGAACACAGUACUCACGGUACAAGAAAGCUGUGCCAACAGGAAGUGUCGAUGCUCCCAAGACUGGCAGACAGCAAUGGAUCCUGAACCAGUUACAGUUCUUAGAGCCUCAUAUGAAAAGGAGGGAGAUCACUUCAAAACCAAAUUUUAUGGAACCACUGGCUUUUGAUGAUUCCUGUUCACUCUCACCCAUAACCAGCAAUGACACCUGGAACAGCAACCCUGAAGAGCCCAACUUGUUUGAAGCUGAGUCAAAGCCAAGCAGUCCCCUACCAGAAUCCGCCAUCUGCGGAGAAGCAUCCGCGCCGAUCAAAGAAGAGCCUGUGCCCUGCACCUUCAGACAGCCAAGCAUCCCGCGGCCUCGAGUGAAGCGCAGAAGGAAGAUGCUAAACGCGUCCACCAAUGAGAAGUCUGCAAACUUGUUGCACAACCUUAGUAAAAUCCUGGAAAGGUUGGCUCCUCAGGAAGAGUGCAGUGAUGAUGUGAUUUCUACAUACUGCAAAAGCAUUGAGCAGAGAAUGCGGAAACUUCCCCCACAUUUACUGCCGCAUUUCAUGCACGAGGUGGACAACAGCAUUUUUCGGUAUCAAGUUUUACAGUCCAGCAGUGAGCAUACUCCAAACACUCAGCCGUCUGAAAUCCAACCUUUGCAACCAACAUCUACAAGCAGGAAUUUGUAAAUAACUACUGUGGACCAGCACCAUUAGAACAAUUGUGUGCUUUAUGGGCACUGGAAAACAAAAAAUAUAUAAACACAUGGAUCUGAUUUUGUAUGUUUGAUCCAUAGUAACUUGUAUUAGGCAUUAUAUACACAAAUUAAAAUGUGUUGUGGUUUGUUUUUUGCAUAAGUGAAGGUAUAAAUGCGUUGUCUUUCUGUGAAAGCCCUGUGAUGCAGCUGGCAGCAUCUCCAACGUGUUUCGGAUAAGAAGUCUCCAGCAUGUGACCCUACAUUGGAUAAGGAUGUGGGAAAUUGAUGGAAUCCUUUUAAGGAUUUUAUUUGUUCUGAAUACAAAUUUUAAAGUUAUUAAUAAAUAAACACAAAUUUUAACUGAUUUAUAUAUACUGUCUAUGAAGUUAUUGAUAAAACAAUGAUUGUGAUAGUGAACAAGAGUCCCUGCCCCUCGUUCUCCCUGUUAAUUAUUCAUCAUUAGUUUAUUCCCCUCACCUGUUUCCCCUUGUUAUCUUGUUUAGUUUUUCUUAUUUAAUCCCUUUGUGUCCAUAGUCCUGUGCUGGAUCAUUUUGUACUAUUCGUGUGUUUCAAGUCAUGUGUUUUUCAGUUUAAAUGUCGAGUCAAGUUUAGUGUAAAGUUUGUCUUUGUGAAAACCUUGUUUAAUUUUGUUUGCCCCCACGUGGGCUUUUGUUUUCCUUGUCUUUGAAUAAAGUGUUUUCUGUUUACCCCGA